CAUCACACAUAUAAUAUCUUAUCCAACGCGUACCUACCCUGGCAUCUUUGCUGGUUACUUACUCUGUCCUGAAUUCUUCCAACUUCUGCUUCACAUCCACAGUUUUUACUCAUGGUGGUCACACAUCUCCACGGUCCUUUAAAUCGCAGCCCUUCGCCCUUUCUCACAAUUGAGCAGGUGUCCCCGAGCAACAUGUCUUCGACAUCCGCAGAAGGCAAGGUCUACAAAAAACGACCGCACCGUAAGGUCAAGAGUGGGUGUCACAUCUGCAAACGAAGGAAGAUCAAGUGUGACGAGCUCAAACCUCAAUGCUCAAACUGUCAUCGAUAUGCUUCCGAAUGCGUUUAUCCUGCACCGUCGGACAGUGAGCGCCUGAGACCAUCAAUGAGCCCAGUCGCUCAUAGUCCGGAAAGCAACGGCGAAGAGUCUUAUAGCAGUGGCCAUGAUCUCCCAAUGAGAGACCUUGCGCUGAUGCAUCAAUGGUCUGUCGCAACAUGCUAUGGAUUUGGAGAUGGAUUCGUCGACGAUGCAGAUCCCUGGCGAGAACAAGUACCGAUAAUUGCACAGCAAUUUCCCUUCCUCAUGCGAGGCAUCCUCGCUUUGAGUGCUCUACAUCUAUCCAAGGACACUUCGGACCCAAACAUGAGGAUCCGAUAUCUUCGGACCGCCGCUUAUCAUCAGGAUCUCGCUAUUCCAGAAUACCGAAGCACGCUACUCGACGUGACGAAAGAGAACGUCGUGGCAGUCAUGAUCUUCUCUGCCAUCCUCACCAUAUACUCUUUUGCGGCACCCAAAGACGCAGGGCGGUCGUUUGCUGAGGGUCCACCCGAAUGGAUCUUCCUGCACCGAGGAGUUGGCGACAUGCCAUCACACUGGCAGAGCUGGCUCGAACACAGCUUCUUCGAACGACAACUGCAUAGACGAAGACUUCAGCCGGUGGAUACUUCUUUGAAUCCAGAAGACUAUAGGCUCCACUGCCUCGAAUCCCUUAUCGCAUCACUUCCUCUUGAAGAAGCGAAUGACAUACCAGCGUACGAAGGCGCCCUCUAUUGGCUGCGACAAGCAUACGCCCACACAUACAAUCCCGUCAGCAUGCUUGGGGGCAAGUACGCUCUUUUGUUCUGGAUUGAGCGAGUGCCGCAGGGCUACAUCGAUCUGUUGAGCUUACAACGGCCCUGCGCAAUGGUCCUCCUCGCGAAUGCAGCGGUCUUGUUAAAAAGGGCGUCCCAUUUCUGGUACCUGGACGGUUUCGCGGAACACAUAAUCACUGAAGCCAAACAAAUCAUGGGUCUCGAGUAUUGGGCUUGGCUUGAAUAUCCUACACAAGCUUGCGGUAUGGUUGAACGAUGACAACCUCAAAUCAGUAUUGGAUCUGAAAGAACUGGACAUGGUACCCAAAGGCUGCAUUCUAUAUAUGGUUGGCCAGCUACACCAUCGAUUGGUUGUGGUUAAUGAAGCACUUCAUGGCCGAUCGCACUAAUUGAAGUCAUGGUCGCCCUGAAACCGAAGUAGCGAAAGCCAUAGGAAAGCUAUCUCGCAGAUACAAAUGGUGGAAAAGCUGCGACCAAAAGGGCAGAGACAGCGCAGCAGGCGAUCCGACCUUGUACACGGUGACGUAGCCUGCACACACACACACACACACACACACACACACAUACAUACAUACAAUCACAGAGACAGAUUGCAGCAGUGGAGCCUCUACACGCACUAGAGCAUGUAAUGAAGUGAAAGACCACUAGAGAACUUUGGGCGGGCACGGGCUGCACGGUUCGACA
Molecule: messenger RNA, 1775 nt
Organism: Paraphaeosphaeria sporulosa
Lineage: Eukaryota; Fungi; Ascomycota; Dothideomycetes; Pleosporales; Didymosphaeriaceae
Exons: 3
Coding region: 193-1350 (385 amino acids)
Biological process (GO): regulation of transcription by RNA polymerase II
Molecular function (GO): DNA-binding transcription activator activity, RNA polymerase II-specific; zinc ion binding
Source: RefSeq, a predicted model, not a curated record